AUGGACACUGACAUUAUAUUAUGUUCAAUCUGUCACAUUAAUCCAAUCAAAUACACCUGUCCAGCAUGCCUGACCAAAACAUGUUCUUUGCAAUGUGUAAAACGACACAAGAAACAAACAGAAUGUACUGGGAAACCAAAUAUAACCAAAUAUAUCCCCAAAAAUGAAUUAUCAUCCACCAAUGUCCAUCUCAACCGAGAUUAUAAUUUCUUAUUGAAUGUUGAUCGAACCAUCCAACUCGCUAAGGAUGAUAUAAAAACCAAUGCAAAGAAUUUGUUUAAACGACCUUAUCAUCAACAACGACCAAACACCACUCAAAAACGAUUCAAGAAGGCAAGUGACAACGCUACACAACAAGAGGAUAAGAGGAUAGCUUCCAUACAUGGCGUAUUCCCCAAUGAUCCACCUACGGUGAUUAAACGACAUAACACCUUGAUUAUCCAACUUCCUCCAGGAAUGCACCGAUCCAGUUCGAAUAAGACGGGAUAUGAUAAGAAAUUAGGGAUGUUUGUAUGGACAAUCGAAUGGAUUCAUUUGGAUCUGGAUGGAAAAGAAGUGGCUAAAUUUGUGAGUUAUAGAUUGAAAGAGGCGUUGUCAUUACGAGAUGCAGUAUGUAUGAGUAAUUUACUCAAGGGUGUUGAAGAUAAGACUUCAUUGAGAUUUUAUUUACUGAAUGUGAUUAAUAAUCCUAAAGGGUCAGUAAUUGAAUUGGAUCCAGAGUCAAAUAUUUCAGAUGCACUUAAGGAUAAAAUAUUAUUAGAAUAUGCCACUAUAUAUGUCACUACCGAUGAGAAAGUACUUGCCGAUAGAGUAGUCUCCGAGAAAUUGGCUUAUGGAUUAGAAGUUGAAGUUGAAAGUACUUCCGAUUCUGACAGUACUGGAUCAGACUCGAGCAGCGAUGAGUCUUCUUCUGACAGUAGCAGUUCUGAUGAAGAGGAAGAGGAUGAGUCUGAUUCUGAUAGCGGACCAGAAGAGGCGUCACUGAAACCGCCUGGAGUGAUCAAGUUUCAAGAUGAGGACCCACCAAAGUUGAUAGAAGAGAUCAACCCGGAAGAAACCGCCUCUACCACCACAACAGAAACAACAGCAUUACAAGAUGUAGAUUAA
Messenger RNA from Hemisphaericaspora subhashii, 1107 nucleotides. RefSeq lists its product as uncharacterized. Gene Ontology annotation, cellular component: pre-snoRNP complex; nucleus. The coding region runs from base 1 to 1107 and encodes 368 amino acids. NCBI's taxonomy places the organism in Eukaryota, Fungi, Ascomycota, Pichiomycetes, Serinales, Debaryomycetaceae. The transcript has a single exon. Gene Ontology annotation, biological process: box C/D snoRNP assembly; snoRNA localization; maturation of LSU-rRNA from tricistronic rRNA transcript (SSU-rRNA, 5.8S rRNA, LSU-rRNA). The record is from RefSeq and is a predicted model, not a curated record.